Molecule: messenger RNA, 1555 nt
Organism: Carassius auratus (goldfish)
Lineage: Eukaryota; Metazoa; Chordata; Actinopteri; Cypriniformes; Cyprinidae
Product: ADP-ribosylation factor-like protein 5B
Exons: 6
Coding region: 316-855 (179 amino acids)
Molecular function (GO): GTP binding; GTPase activity
Source: RefSeq, a predicted model, not a curated record
GCGGAGUGCAGACGCCCACGAAAAACACGACGAGACUCCGUGUACUCCAGAUGAGUGAUCAAUCCACAGACACUCAGGGAAAGAAGAAUCUCCUAACGUCUCGACCACUAGUCCCGGCAUCUUCGCGAUCUGUUUGAGAUACAGAGCAACAAGCAGAAGGGGAAUACUAUAAACCGUUGGAUCAUCGUUUUAACGUAGUGAAGUAUUUAACGUUACAGCCCAGAUUUGAACAAAUUCACUCCAGCGCUCGGCGGAUUCAGAAAACCCGGCGUGAUCGAUUGACAAAACCGGCCUUUAGACUCACUGCCUUCGGGGAUGGGGCUUCUGUUCGCCAAACUGAUGACUGUGUUCGGAGACAGAGAACACAAAGUAAUUAUUGUCGGUUUGGACAAUGCCGGAAAGACCACCAUCCUCUACCAGUUUUUAACUAAAGAAGCCGUGCAGACUUCUCCCACAAUUGGCAGCAACGUGGAGGAAAUUGCUGUGAAGAAAACGCGCUUCCUCGUCUGGGACAUCGGUGGUCAGGAGAGUCUCCGAGCGACCUGGAACUCGUAUUACUGUAACACAGAGAUUGUCAUCCUGGUGGUUGACAGCACUGAUCGAGAACGCCUGACUGUAACUAAAGAGGAGCUUCAUCGCAUGCUUGCACACGAGGAUCUGCAGAACGCAUCCGUGCUGGUUUUGGCGAAUAAGCAGGACAUGAAGAACAGCAUGUCUGCUGCAGAGAUCUCUCAGAGUCUGACUCUUGGCUCGCUCAACGCUCGCUCCUGGCAUGUCCAGGCCUGCUGCGCACUCACUGGAGAAGGCUUACCAGCCAGUCUAGAUUGGAUGCGCUCCCGUGUUGUGGCGAAUUAGUCCAGCAGUGAUGCUUCUUAAACCUCUGGAACUGCUAAAAGAGAGAUCAGGCCUUCUUAAGACCUUCUUCCAGCUCUCAGUGCCUCUGUUGGAGUCACCUUCAAAUAGAAACGCGCUUCAUCCACUUACUCUGGAUACCAGAACAAGCCUGGAGACUCUGUGUGUGUGUGUGUGUGUGUGUGUGUGUGUGUGUGUGUGUGAGAGAAAUCCAGAGAGAGAGAGAGUGUGUGUGUGUGUGUGUGUGUGUGUGUGUGUGUGUGUGUGUGUGUGUGUAAAUGUGUAUAAACAUUGUGUUUGUACAUUAUGUGACUCCGUUCUAGAGGUCCACAUGUUUACAUUACUGACUUUUGCAAUGACCUGAGCUGAUCAUGUGUUUUCGCCUCUGUAUUCCCUCCGGCUGUGCUGACGGCUCCGCUUCUCACAUGGAGUUAUUGUUUACAGGCAUACAUCUCAAAGGAGAGGUGGGGGGUGAUGGUUCACAUGCCUGUACUGAUUCAUGAUGAGCCACUAAGCUACUGAACAAGCAUUACUUGAAGUAUUUAAAGGGAAUUGAUUUGUGUGUGUUCUAGAGAUGUGUGCAUGCAGAAUGGAAGUGUUGAAGGAUUUUAUUUUUGAAAGUAUGUAUAUUGGAUAUUCAUAGUAUGUUUCUUAUAUAAUUUUGUACAAAAGUUUUGUACAAAUAAAAAUCUACUCAGACAUG